Messenger RNA from Danio rerio (zebrafish), 2328 nucleotides. It is a transcript of the gene tlr4ba, whose product is annotated as toll-like receptor 4b, duplicate a. NCBI's taxonomy places the organism in Eukaryota, Metazoa, Chordata, Actinopteri, Cypriniformes, Danionidae. Gene Ontology annotation, biological process: lipopolysaccharide-mediated signaling pathway; toll-like receptor signaling pathway; immune response. The record is from RefSeq and is marked provisional. Gene Ontology annotation, cellular component: membrane; plasma membrane; ruffle. Gene Ontology annotation, molecular function: transmembrane signaling receptor activity.
GCCAUUACUUUCAAGAUUUCCGUUGAGGUAUUUUCUAUAAAUAAUGUUGAAUGUUUUUUAUUUAAAUUUCAGAUGCCACAUCAGACAGAUUGAAAAUGAUGCUUUCUACAAUGUGAAGAAUUUGACUACUUUGUUCCUUACUGGAAACCCCAUUAUAUAUUUUGCUCCUGGAUGCUUGAAUACUUUAUAUAAUCUGCAAAGGCUAGUUCUCGUGGAUAUUGGUCUUGAAUCCUUACAGCUUAAUAUUAAUAACCUUACCAAGCUACAGGAACUCAAUGUUGGAACAAAUUACAUCCAGUCUAUGACUCUUCCUCCAUUCAUGACCACCUUCAAAGACUUCAGUUUACUUGAUCUACAUGCCAACAAUAUAUCCAUCAUCAGAACUGAUCACACCGUUGUGCUGCGAGAGAUCGGAAGAAACAUGACGUUGAUUCUGACUUGGAAUCCAUUACUACACAUUGAACCAGGAGCUUUCAAAGAUGUUUAUCUCAGACAGCUGGAUAUUCGAUCUGCUUUUGUUUCAUUUUCUGCUCAAAAAGCAGCUCUAAAAGCCUUGCAUGGUCUUAAUGUCAAAAGGUUAAUUUUUGGAAAGUACAGGGAAGAUAACGGCUUUCAUUUCGUGGACAAUGAUGUUUUAGAUGGCCUUUGCUGUUUUAAUUUUCAGGAGGUAUCUUACUAUGUUUUGGAAAGUGCUAAAACAACAAUUGCUAUCUUUCGCUGUAUGAUCAAUGCAACACGUAUAACAGUAAAAGGAGGUAAUAUUUUUAAAAUGGAGACUGUGCAUUUUCAUAAAACCAAGGAGCUUUAUUUGAUCAACAAUGGCUUGGGUACUUUGCCAACUAAACAACUUUCACAUCUCCAUACAUUAGAAAAACUGGAAAUUACACACAACAGUGAACCUAUUUUUGCAGAGCCCUUUACAGACCUGCCUAAACUGCAGUAUGUAGAUUUAAGUGACAACCAAUUGAAAAUAAAACAUUGCUGCUCUACACUUUUAUCCGGCACUCCUCAAAUCAACUAUUUGAAUUUGAGCCUAAACUCAGAAAUUUCUGUUGAUGUGGGAGGAUUUGAAGGACUUGAUUCGCUUGAGAUUCUAGAUUUUUCCUAUACAAGGGUUGUACGCAUUGGAUACCUUUCUGUUUUAUCCAACCUAAAGAAUCUGAGGUAUCUGGAUGUUUCCUAUUCAAGUGUAACAUUUAGUAACAUAUUUUGCUUUCUUGGACUCAGCAGUCUUAAUGUUCUCAAAAUGGCUGGUAAUAAUUUUCAAGGUAAUGUAGCAAAAUAUGUAUUUAAUAAUCUCACGUUAUUGGAGCACCUUGACAUGUCAUUCUGUCAUUUGGUAGAGUUACACACAAGCUCUUUUAAAUAUCUUCAGAGGCUUAGACAUUUGAAUGUGAAAGGAAACUAUUUAAUUAAGAUAGAUUUUCUGACUCACCCAAAUCUGAAACAGUUAACUUCAUUUUAUGUUGAGAAAAACAGCAUUACUGCCAUUCCACUUCAUGUUCUUCAAAAUUUGCCCAUGAACCUUUCAGAGUUUGAUUUGUCCUUUAACCCAAUUGAUUGCUCCUGCUCUCAGACUGAUUUUAUGUUGUGGAUUAUCAAUAAUCAGAGAGUUUUGAAGCAGCCAGAAAAUAUUUUGUGCAAAACUAUUUCACCAAACUCAGAUUUUAGAGUAACAGACUUUGACAUUGACCACUGUGUCUACAAGAAAAAACUCAUAAUUGUUUUACCAGUAUUUUGUGUAGUGUUUAUAGUUGUGUUAUCAAUCUUGGUUUACAGGUUUCAAUUUUAUUUGCGCUAUUUUUGGAUUUUACUGAGAGGCUACAGAUCACCUGGACAGCAAGAAUGUUCUUAUGACGCAUUUGUGAUUUUCUCCAGCUAUGAUGAAGCUUGGGUCAUGAAUGAACUGAUGGAGAAUUUGGAGAACGGUGUGCCACCUAUUCAGCUUUGCCUUCACAUGCGGGACUUUCAAGCCGGGAAGUCAAUCGCCUCCAACAUUAUAGAUGAAGGAAUAAUGGGCAGCCGUAAGAUCAUUGUGGUCGUGUCUCAACACUUUAUUGAUAGUUCCUGGUGUCGUUUUGAGUUUGAAUUAGCUCAGUCUCGGUUUUUGAUGGAACGCAAUGCCAACAUCAUCAUCAUUAUUCUGGAAGAUGUGGCAGAGAGGAAAACUAAGAAAGUAAUAGGUCUACAUAAGCAUCUGAAGAAGAACACAUACCUGAAGUGGAGCAGAGACCCUUUGAGCAACAUGAGAUUCUGGAUACGACUCAGGAAAGCAAUUGUUGCUACAAAACAAUGAUAUAGUUUAGGCCACAAAUAGUUUGCAUGUCU